Molecule: messenger RNA, 845 nt
Organism: Cyprinus carpio (common carp)
Lineage: Eukaryota; Metazoa; Chordata; Actinopteri; Cypriniformes; Cyprinidae
Product: general transcription factor IIH subunit 5-like
Biological process (GO): nucleotide-excision repair, preincision complex assembly; transcription initiation at RNA polymerase II promoter; transcription by RNA polymerase II
Cellular component (GO): transcription factor TFIIH core complex; transcription factor TFIIH holo complex
Source: RefSeq, a predicted model, not a curated record
UAUAGCUAUACUGCAGCCUUGUGUUUUCAGAGCAUCAGUGCGCUCCAGGCCAGCAGAGCGCAGUAGAGCUCACAGAUCCAACAUCAGUCUGUUAGUAGAGGAAGACCAUUGUUAGUUGACGGUGGACACUGUAGGUUCAAAACAAACUGACAAUCGACAGAUACAUAGGCUUUAACUGAAGAACCAAAAGCGUUAACACAUCCCGUCCAAAAUGGUUAAUGUCUUGAAAGGAGUUCUCGUUGAAUGUGACCCAGCUAUGAAGCAAUUUCUUCUAUAUCUGGACGAGACGUCAGCAUUGGGGAAGAAAUUUAUCAUCCAGGAUUUGGACGACACACAUGUUUUCAUCCUAGCUGAAGUUGUGCAGAUUCUCCAGGACCGAGUAGGAGAACUGAUGGACCAGAAUUCAUUCCCCGUCACCCAGAAAUAAAUGUCUGAAUCUGACAGCAGACCUUACAAUCUGUGGGAGCAGAUGGAUGUGGAGAUUCUUUCAGCACAAUUGCACAAACGCAGAUGCAACUAAAAUAUAUAGAUGACUGGCUACCAGGAUGAUGCCUGUUAUUCUUGUUUUAGUUUGACUGUGUUGCAUACAUUUUUAAUCUGACAGAAUGACAUGCUUUAUGUUACAUAUGUUUUAAAGACCGCUUCUUGAAUCUUUGCUGUGUUCUGACAGCUUGGUCAACGAAUUGUGUUUUGCAUGGAAAAUUGCAUUAGCUGCAGAAAGAAACAAUGUUGUUGUUUUUUUGUUUUUAAUUUGUACACAAACUGAAAGCAGAUGGUUGAUGACAGUGUGAUUUUAUAUACAUGCAAAAUAUACAAGCAUCAAAUAAAAAAAACCUUAAAAAACA